AUGGCUCCCAAGGUUGCUAUUGUCUUCUACUCGCUGUACGGCCACAUCGUCCAGCUGGCCGAGGCUGAGAAGAAGGGUAUCGAGGCUGCUGGUGGCCAGGCCGACAUCUACCAGAUCCCCGAGACCCUCUCCGAAGACGUCCUCACCAAAAUGCACGCUCCCCCCAAGUCCUCACACCCCGUCGCUACCCCCGAGGACCUCCUCAAUUACGAUGCCGUCCUCUUCGGUAUCCCCACCCGUUACGGUAACUUCCCUGCUCAGUGGAAGACCUUCUGGGACCGCACCGGCGGUAUCUGGGCCACUGGUGGCUUCUGGGGCAAGUAUGCCGGUCUGUUCGUCUCCACUGGUACCCUCGGUGGUGGCCAGGAGUCGACCGCCCUUGCUGCCAUGAGCACUCUCGCUCACCACGGCUUCCUCUACGUCCCUCUGGGCUACAAGACCACAUUUGCUCAGCUCUCGAACCUGACUGAGAUCCACGGUGGUAGCGCCUGGGGUGCUGGUACCUUUGCUGGUGCCGAUGGCUCUCGCCAGCCCACUCCCCUCGAGCUCGAGAUUGCCGAAGCCCAGGGUAAGGCCUUCUACGAGCACGUUGCCAAGGUCAACUUCGCGUGA
This is a messenger RNA of Aspergillus chevalieri, 612 nucleotides long. It is a transcript of the gene pst2, whose product is annotated as putative NADH-quinone oxidoreductase Pst2. Gene Ontology annotation, molecular function: NAD(P)H dehydrogenase (quinone) activity; FMN binding. The transcript is spliced from 4 exons. The record is from RefSeq and is a predicted model, not a curated record. NCBI's taxonomy places the organism in Eukaryota, Fungi, Ascomycota, Eurotiomycetes, Eurotiales, Aspergillaceae. The coding region runs from base 1 to 612 and encodes 203 amino acids.